Chenopodium quinoa (quinoa) is the source of this 1506-nucleotide messenger RNA. RefSeq names its product mitochondrial dicarboxylate/tricarboxylate transporter DTC-like. Gene Ontology annotation, molecular function: oxoglutarate:malate antiporter activity. The coding region runs from base 241 to 1140 and encodes 299 amino acids. Lineage: Eukaryota; Viridiplantae; Streptophyta; Magnoliopsida; Caryophyllales; Amaranthaceae. The transcript has 6 exons. The record is from RefSeq and is a predicted model, not a curated record.
GCAUUGCUCACUUAGGCUUACAGAAAACGCAACGUCAUACUCUCAAUUUUGGCGAGCUUCCCAAAGACCCUCGUUCUCCUGCCUCUCCCAACACUUCUCACACUUUAUAAGUGUGAGAAAAGCGCCGCUCUUCUCUCUCUUCGAUUGACUUCACUUCGGAUCUCUCUUUCUCUCUCUCUUUAGAUCUCUCUGCUUUCUGGGUAUAUUCUAGAGGAGAGAGAAAGAGUUUCAGCAAUAACAAUGGCAGCAGAUCAAUCCGCUAAGCCUGCCGGAGUUUGGCCCACUGUUAAACCCUUCGUUAAUGGCGGUGCUUCCGGUAUGCUUGCUACCUGUGUCAUUCAACCCAUCGAUAUGAUCAAGGUGAGAAUUCAAUUGGGUCAAGGAUCAGCUGUUCAGGUUACCAAGAACAUGCUUGCAAAUGAGGGUAUUGGUACCUUCUACAAGGGUCUGUCUGCUGGUUUGCUUAGGCAGGCCACAUACACAACAGCAAGACUUGGAUCUUUCAGGAUAUUGACGAACAAAGCUAUAACUGCUAAUGAUGGAAAGCCUUUGCCUUUGUACCAAAAGGCUCUUUGUGGAUUAACUGCUGGUGCUAUUGGAGCAUCUGUUGGUAGUCCCGCUGAUCUUGCACUCAUUCGUAUGCAAGCUGAUGCUACUUUGCCAGCUGCACAACGGAGACAUUACAAGAACGCAUUCCAUGCCCUUUACAGAAUUGUUUCCGAUGAGGGGGUUUUGUCACUCUGGAAAGGUGCAGGUCCAACUGUUGUAAGAGCUAUGGCAUUGAACAUGGGAAUGCUUGCCUCUUAUGACCAAUCUGUGGAAUUCUUUAGGGAUUCUGUUGGCCUCGGUGAAGCUGCUACUAUUGUAGGUGCUAGUGCUGUUUCUGGAUUCUUCGCUUCUGCUUGCAGUCUACCAUUUGAUUACGUGAAAACACAAAUUCAGAAAAUGCAACCUGAUGCUACCGGGAAGUACCCAUAUACUGGUUCGUUGGACUGUGCAAUGAAAACAUUGAAAGCUGGUGGACCCUUGAAAUUCUACACUGGAUUCCCUGUCUACUGUGUUAGAAUUGCCCCACAUGUCAUGAUGACAUGGAUUUUCCUGAACCAAAUUCAGAAGUUUGAGAAAAAAGUUGGAUUGUAGGAUCAGAGACAAGGUCAUGCUGCUGUAAUAGUCAACCCUAAUAUUGCAACUCUGGCUGCUGGUUUCAGGCCUCAGCAACAGUCUUUUUUUUUUAUCUUUUAUCGCAUUCAACCUUUCAAAUUUUGCUGGAACUGUAAUAAAUUAGCAAAAACUAUCGGCUUAGAAUUACAUGAUUCUUUUGGGGUAGGAUGAAGCCAUCCUUAGUGAUAGCUGGAUUAGUUACAUUUGUGGGAGUUGGAGACUAUAAAAUCAUCGCGGAAAUUGUAACCUCAACCAUAAUGUGGUUGUUUAUUUUGUCUUCUUACAAAAAUUUCUCGCUAUUUUUAAGCAAAGCCUGGCUCAUUAGAUAGCUGGUAUUAUUGCUCA